AUGAGCAAAGGCCAGUGCUACCGGGAGACAAAUUACAUCAGGCCCACCGAGGAAGAGGGCAGGACGGCGGCAGGCGGUGACCGGAGCACGAAAACAUCAGCUAGGGCACGCGUGGGUGCGAGCGUGGCAGCGGAGCGCUCCCCUGGACAGUUGAACGGCUGGAGCAUCCCCAACCACGCCGCGGAGAGAGAAGAGGCUCGCGGCUCCGGGGAUCAGCCCCUGCGUGGCAGUGUCACGAGCCGCGCCGAGCCCCGCACUACACUACUUUCCUGUUCCGCCGCCGGACCGACCGUCUCGCAGUACUCACGUGAGGCCUGGGACGAUGGACCCGUUUACGGAGCUGUCAGCCUUCGGCCCACCGGCGGGCCGCGCGGCGCGUGCGCAGAGCGAGCGUGCAGCCGGGCGGAAGCCGUGGGGUCGCGGUCGUCCCGGCGUCGCUGCACCGCCUGUGGCUCCUGCUGUUUCGGGAAGUUGCUGGAACGAACCCGUGCCAGACGGGAGAAUCUUCAGAGAAAAAUGGCUGAGAGGCCCACAGCAGCAGCAAGGUCUGCAUUGCAUGCUAAGCGAGGCAGAGAGCCACUUUCAGAAGCAAGCAAUCAGCAACCCCUACCUGGGAGUGAAGAGAAAUCUUGUACAAAACCAUCACCAUCAAAAAAACGAUGUUCUGACAAAACUGAAGUGGAAGCUUCGGACUUAGAAAAUAAAGAACCUGUUGAGUCAGCAGCACCAAAGCCUUGUUCUCCAAAGCCCGCACCCCGGCAGGUGCAGCCCCCAGCACCAGCUGCCGUCAGUGAAUCUGUGGCUGUCCUGGCAUCACCGCUCAGUGUGGACAGAGGGCUGAACUCAAGAUCAGAAGCAUCCACUGCCUCUUCAGUUAAAACUCGAAUGCAGAAACUUGCUGAGCAGCGGCGCCAUUGGGAUAGCGAGAUAGCAGAAGAUGUAUCCGAAAGCUCACACUUCUUACCAAUGCCAUCUGAGGAAAAGGCUGCCUCGCCUUCCAAGCCACCCCUGUCAAAUGCAUCAGCUACCCCAGUUGGGAGAAGGGGCCGUCUGGCCAACCUUGCUGCCACAAUUUGCUCCUGGGAAGAUGAUGUAAGCCACUCAUCUGCAAAGCAAAACAGAGUCCAAGAGCAGCCUGGUACUGCUUGUUUACCCAAGUCUUCCUGUGCAAGUGGAGCAUCUGCUAGCAUCAAUAGUAGCAGUGUUCAGCAGGAAGCUACAUGCUGUUCCCAAAGGGAUGGCAAUGCCUCUGUCAGGAAAGCCCCAUCUUCUAGUGCUGCCGAUGGACCAUUGCUUAAAGCCUCAGUGUCCAGCUCUGGGAAAGUGGCAUCUUCCCCUGUGAAAUCCGCUGUAGUCAGCACCAGUGCUAAAAACUGUGAGGUACAGAAUCCUGAGCUACUUCACAAAACCUCUAGUCCUCUGAAAACAGAGGCGUGGAGAGCAAGUGAGAAGCCAGCCGGAUCCCAGGCAGCUCAGCCCAAAGACGCAGCUAACAGAGAAGCUUGUCUGCAGUCCCACCCCAAGGACAAGCCUGCAACCCCAGGGGGAAGAGGAAUUAAACCUUUCCUGGAACGCUUUGGAGAGCGUUGUCAGGAACACAGUAAGGAAAGUCCAACUCCUAGAGCAUCCCAUAAAACCCCUAGUAUCACUCCAAAUACGAAGGCCAUCCAAGAAAGACUAUUCAAGCAAAACACAUGUUCCUCUACUACGCAUGUAGCCCAGCAGCUCAAGCAGGAACGUGAAAAAGAACUAGCGUGUCUUCGUGGUCGAUUUGACAAGGGCAAUUUAUGGAGUGCAGAAAAGGAUGAAAAGUCAAGAAGCAAACAGCUAGAUACCAAACAGGAAGUUCAUUGUCAGAAUACUCCCCUCAAGAAACAUCAGAUUGUUUCAAACACCCCGUCUUCUGUAACAGGAAAAGUGGCCGAAAAGCAAACGGCAGAGAAGACUUCUAGCACAGAGCCUGCAGGUUCCACUGAAGGCGAGAUGACAAAGUCCAGCCCUUUGAAAAUAACAUUGUUUCUAGAAGAGGAAAAGUCCUUACACUUAGCAUCAGACCCUACGGCCGAGCAGAGGACAGAAGUAGUACGUGAAAUUGAGAUGAGUGUGGACGAUGAGGAUAUCAAUAGCUCCAAAGUCAUUAAUGACAUCUUUAGUGAUGUCCUAGAGGAGGGUGAGCUGGAUGCAGAAAAGAGCCCAGAGGAGACGGAUCCGGUGGGAGCAGAGGACAGCGAAGAGCAGGAAGAUGCGCUGAAUAUCUCGUCGAUGUCCUUGCUCAGUCCGUUAGCUCAGACGGUUGGUGUGGUGAGUCUAGAGAAUGUAAUUUCUUCACCUAAAUUGGAAUUGAGAGACACUAGCGAAAGUGCUGAGAGUCCCAAGCCAGGAAAAUUCCAGAGAACUCGUGUCCCUCGAGCCGAAUCUGGUGACAGCCUCAGUUCUGAGGACCGUGGCCUUCUUUAUAGCAUUGAUGCAUAUAGGUCUCAAAGAUUCAAAGAGACAGAACGCCCUUCCAUAAAGCAAGUGAUUGUUCGGAAAGAAGAUGUUACUUCAAAGUUGGGUGAAAAGAAUACUGUUUCUUCUUGUCAAGUCAAUAUCAAACACAAGAUGCAGGAGCUCAACAAUGAGAUAAACUUGCAGCAGACAGUGAUCUAUCAGGCCAGCCAGGCCCUGAACUGCUGUGUUGACGAAGAGCAUGGGAAAGGGUCCCUGGAGGAAGCCGAAGCAGAAAGACUUCUUCUGAUUGCAACUGAGAAGAGAGCACUUCUGAUUGAUGAGCUGAAUAAGCUGAAGAGUGACGGCCCGCAGAGGAGAAACAAGGCUGGUGCCGGGUCGCAGAGGGAAUUUGUUCCUUCUAAAGGCUCCGUCACUUUGUCAGAAAUCUGCUUGCCUCUGAAGGCAGACUUUGUCUGCAGCACCGCUCAGAAACCAGAUGCAGCAAAUUACUACUACUUAAUUAUGCUAAAAGCCGGAGCUGAACAGAUGGUUGCCACACCAUUAGCAAGUACUUCAAACUCUCUCAGUGGUGACGCUCUGCCAUUUACCACUACGUUUACUCUGCAUGAUGUUUCCAAUGACUUUGAAAUAAAUGUUGAAGUUUACAGCUUGGUACAAAAGAAAGAUUCCUCAGGCUCUGAUAAGAAGAAGAAAGCAUCCAAGUCCAAGGCUAUUACUCCAAAGAGACUCCUCACGUCUAUAACUUCAAAAAGCAGCCUUCAUUCUUCAGUUAUGGCCAGCCCAGGAGGUCUCAGUGCUGUGCGCACCAGCAACUUUACCCUUGUUGGAUCUCACACACUGUCGUUAUCUUCCGUUGGAGAAACUAAGUUUGCUUUGGACAAGAUAAAUUUUGAUGUAAGAGAGCAGGAGCUACUGGGCUAUUUGUUCCAAGAAAAGGUACCUUUCUUAUCACCUUUGGAAGGUCACAUCUGUUUAAAAAUAAGCUGUGAAGUGAAUUCAAGUGUUGAAGAGAGAGGUUUUCUAACCAUAUUUGAAGAUGUCAGUGGCUUUGGUGCCUGGCAUCGAAGGUGGUGUGUUCUCUCUGGAAACUGUAUCUCCUACUGGACUUACCCAGAUGAUGAGAGGCGAAAGAAUCCCAUAGGAAGGAUAAAUCUGGCCAAUUGUAUCAGUCAUCAAAUAGAGCCAGCCAACAGAGAAUUUUGUGCAAGGCGCAACACUCUGGAAUUAAUUACUGUCCGACCACAAAGAGAAGACGACCGAGAGACUCUUGUCAGCCAGUGCAGGGACACACUCUGUGUCACCAAGAACUGGCUCUCUGCAGACACUAAAGAGGAGCGGGAUCUCUGGGUGCAGAGACUCAAUCAGGUUAUCGUUGAUAUUCGCCUCUGGCAGCCCGAUGCUUGCUACAAGCCUGUUGGAAAGCCUUAAGCCGAGGCAGCUGCCGUACCCUGGAGCGGUUUGG
This is a messenger RNA of Acomys russatus (golden spiny mouse), 3913 nucleotides long. It is a transcript of the gene Anln, whose product is annotated as anillin, actin binding protein. Gene Ontology annotation, biological process: actomyosin contractile ring assembly; mitotic cytokinesis; septin ring organization. NCBI's taxonomy places the organism in Eukaryota, Metazoa, Chordata, Mammalia, Rodentia, Muridae. The transcript has 28 exons. The record is from RefSeq and is a predicted model, not a curated record. Bases 1 to 3879 code for a protein of 1292 amino acids. Gene Ontology annotation, cellular component: actomyosin contractile ring.